GUCCUCCCGACCUCCAUGAGGAGAGCAACGACCUCAAUCCUCCGGAGCAGUCUUCGACGGCGACGGUACCUCCAUGACUUUUCCAGCGACAAUGCCAACCCUCCAGUGCAAAUUACAACUUUACCAAACAAAGUACGCGUAGCGACAGAGUCGACGCCGGGCCACUUCUCUUCGGUCGGGUUGUAUGCCGACGCCGGCUCACGUUAUGAGACUCCGUCGACCUCGGGAAUAAGCCAUUUCCUCGACAGGAUGGCUUUUAAGACAACCACCAAACGCUCGGAUGAGGAGAUGGCGAACGCGAUUGACAAGCUUGGAGGACAGAUCCUCUGCUCUUCAUCAAGAGAAUGUAUCAUGUACCAGUCAUCUCAUUUCCACCAAGCUACACCUCUAGCUCUGUCCCUCAUCGCAGACACCGUCCUUAACGCGUCUUUCCUCCCCGAUGAGCUCGCCGCUCAGCGAGAGGCAGCGCGCUACGAGAUUCGGGAAGUGAGCUCGAAACCCGAAAUGAUAUUGCCGGAGAUAUUGCAUGAGGUUGCUUACGACGGCAAGACACUUGGGAAUCCUCUGCUAUGUCCGGAGGACCGGAUCGACCUCAUCGACGAGCCGACAAUGAGAGCUUUCAUGAAGCAGUGGUACAGGCCGGAGCGCAUUGUCAUUGCGGGGGCGGGCAUGCAGCAUGAAGAGCUGGUGGAGUUGGCGGACAAGCAUUUCUCAUCAAUGCAGUACGUCCCGGCACCCGUUCCUCAGCCAUCGGUUACGUCGUCUCGUUCGACAACGAAUGCUCCGCAGGUGCCUUCACAGCUACUACCUUCUUCACAUCCAUCAUUAUACAAGUCGCUCACACGUGCGGCCUCGUCGUACCUUUAUCCAAUGUCAUCCGUCACUGGCCAGGAUCCUGCGAAGCAUGCUCCGUCAUUACCAUCGACAGCGGCCUACACCGGCGGGUACCGAUUCAUCCACAACCCCACAUCCGAAUUCAACCAUGUCUACCUUGCAUUCGAAGGCGUCGGCAUCCAUGACGAUGACGUGUAUGCGCUCGCUACGAUGCAGGUUCUCUUAGGAGGUGGCGGUAGCUUCUCAGCAGGUGGACCGGGCAAGGGCAUGUACUCCCGAUUGUACACCCACAUCCUUAACCAUUACCCGCAGAUCGACCAUUGCGCGUCAUUCCACCAUAUCUACACCGACUCGUCCUUGUUCGGGCUCUUCGCUUCGUUUAUCCCCGCAGCAGGUCGAGGCCAGGGAAACACGCCAUCACAGAUCCUACCGCAUCUCGUCCACCAGCUCAGCCUGCUGCUUUACACCCCGGUAAGCAGUGUCGAGCUCAACCGCGCCAAAAACCAGCUCGAGAGCAGCCUUAUGAUGGCGCUUGAGAGUCGUGCUGUCGAGGUAGAGGACCUAGGAAGGCAGGUGCUCGUGCACAACCGCAAGGUCCCUGUGACAGAGAUGUGCGCCAAGAUUGACGCGGUGACACCUGAGUCGCUCCGUGCUGUCGCUGCGCGUAUCUUCAGUCCAGAGAUGGCCAAAAAGGCAACGAUUGUGUGCAUGGGCCGAGAGAACUUAGGUGACUGGAGUGCUACGCUGAAGAAGUAUGGGGUGGGUGGAUACUGA
Messenger RNA from Laetiporus sulphureus 93-53, 1608 nucleotides. RefSeq lists its product as uncharacterized. The record is from RefSeq and is a predicted model, not a curated record. Gene Ontology annotation, cellular component: mitochondrion. The coding region runs from base 16 to 1608 and encodes 530 amino acids. NCBI's taxonomy places the organism in Eukaryota, Fungi, Basidiomycota, Agaricomycetes, Polyporales, Laetiporaceae. Gene Ontology annotation, molecular function: metal ion binding; metalloendopeptidase activity. The transcript is spliced from 3 exons.